UGUUGUGCUUGAUUCAGGAUCCUUGUAAGUGUGAAACGAUCGCGAAUGCAGACUUCAGUGAUGGGUUCCGUUAGAACGAAUAACUCCGAGGAGAAGAAGGAAACCUUGAAAGGCAAAGAAAAAAGUGAACUACGGAAACUAUCGGAGGAAAGUUUAACGCGACAGCCCGAAGAAGUUUUCGACAUAAUAUGUAAACUUGGCGAGGGUUCUUAUGGAAGUGUCUACAAGGCUCUGCACAAGGAAUCCGGACAAGUGCUAGCGAUCAAGCAGGUGCCUGUGGACACCGAUUUGCAAGAGAUUAUCAAGGAAAUCUCAAUAAUGCAACAGUGCGACUCUCCUUACAUAGUCAAGUACUAUGGCAGUUACUUCAAAAACACAGAUCUUUGGAUCGUGAUGGAAUACUGCGGUGCCGGUUCAGUGUCUGACAUCAUGCGAUUACGAAAAAAGACUUUACAAGAAGAAGAGAUAGCGACGAUUUUGGCAGACGCUUUGAAAGGUUUGGAAUAUUUGCAUCUGCGACGGAAAAUCCACCGAGACAUCAAAGCCGGGAACAUUUUGCUCAACACAGAGGGUCAUGCCAAGUUGGCGGACUUUGGAGUUGCUGGACAGUUGACAGAUACCAUGGCCAAACGAAACACAGUGAUCGGCACUCCAUUUUGGAUGGCACCCGAAGUGAUUCAAGAGAUUGGCUACGACUGCGUGGCGGACAUUUGGAGCUUGGGCAUUACGGCGUUGGAGAUGGCGGAGGGAAAGCCGCCGUACGGAGACAUCCACCCCAUGCGUGCCAUUUUCAUGAUCCCCACGAAGCCGCCGCCGUCGUUCAAGAAUCCCAACAACUGGUCGUCGGAAUUCAUCGAAUUCGUGGCGCGAUGUCUGGUGAAGUCGCCGGAAGAACGCGCCACUGCCAGCGAGCUGCUCCAGCACGAUUUUAUCCAGGCGGCGAGGGCGCCGUCGAUCCUCAGUCAAAUGAUCGCCGAUGCCCGGGAGAUCCGCGAGGCGCAAACGGGAUCCUUUCUGGAUCUCCUGGGCCGAAGGAUCGACGUGGACGAGGAGCAGAACAACACGAUGGUUCGGGGUCUCAGCGAUGGAACGCUGGUGCCUGGCGGCGGCGGCACGUUGCGAGGCGGCAGUGAGCACGUGUAUGAGAAUUUCCCGAUUCGCGGCAAGGCGGUCGUGGUAUCGUCUUCGAGGGAUGACGACGCCACGAUGCGAGCGCCACGAAGCGGCGGCGGCGUGGAUGAAGUGGAGUCUAACCUGGGUACAAUGGUGAUUAAUGAAGAUGACGACGAGUCGAGGAAUGGGGACGAGCGCGGCGGCGGAAUGGGGACUGACCAGGAUGACGAGGAAGAAUCUACCAUGAAACGACACUCAACCGGUGACACGGACAAGCGACCCCGACCCUUUUUCCUGGAGCACUUUGACAAGAAGGACGCCGCCGAGGCGUUGCGGAAGCUGGACGCGGACCGAGAAAUGACGGCGGAAGAGCAGAAGGCAUUCCAGAGCCAGCUGCAGAAGCAGGUUGCCUCCAGGUCAUCCAAGACAAUUCCGCCUUUUUCAUCAACAGCCGCCUUCACAGCCACCACAUUGGCCGCCACUUUGGCGGCUGUGAAGGCUGCUGUUGAUGAAAAUGGCGGAAUUGACUUUGAAGAUCUGGAGGCAACUCUUAGAAAUAAUUUGAGCUAUUUGACGUACGAAGACCUGGAAGUCCGCAUGCAGGCCCUGGACGGCGAGAUGGAACAAGAAAUUGACGAACUCCGACGCCGAUAUCAAGCCAAACGCCAACCCAUACUCGACGCCAUGGACCAGAAGCGCAAGCGGCAACAAAACUUCUGA
Notodromas monacha is the source of this 1833-nucleotide messenger RNA. Lineage: Eukaryota; Metazoa; Arthropoda; Ostracoda; Podocopida; Cyprididae. The record is from the annotation of a GenBank genome assembly.